Contarinia nasturtii (swede midge) is the source of this 2431-nucleotide messenger RNA. Its product is annotated as pancreatic triacylglycerol lipase. The record is from RefSeq and is a predicted model, not a curated record. Gene Ontology annotation, biological process: lipid metabolic process. The transcript is spliced from 7 exons. NCBI's taxonomy places the organism in Eukaryota, Metazoa, Arthropoda, Insecta, Diptera, Cecidomyiidae. Gene Ontology annotation, molecular function: carboxylic ester hydrolase activity; lipase activity. The coding region runs from base 504 to 2135 and encodes 543 amino acids.
ACGAUCUAUCCAUCAUUUCGGUUGUGUUUGUUCGCUAAGCAACACCGCAUUUCUGGCUCGUGUCCUGUACAUUCAACAAUUAGAGACGUUCAAUUUUGCUAUUCAAACACAAUUGAUAAAUAUAGACACAUUUGCUCCAGUUUCAUCAUCAAAAUCGCUAAAACAUCAUUAACAAGUGCAUACCCGUACCAUAACUGUCCCGAUAAUCAUUGACAUUUUUGACAUGUGUAUGCUACACUAAUAAUUUACAAUAGUUUACAACUUGCACGCAUUUUUUCAUUGAGUCAGUCCGAGUGAUGGUGUCUUCGCGAGCGGCUCGCGUGCGUAACUGAUUGUGAUAGCUAUUUUUUGUUUUUUUGUUUGUGGAUUUCAAUUGUGAACAUUUUUUUGCUGCAAAUCGGACUAAAAUAGUCAAAUCAGAAAUAAUUUAUUUUAAGCAUUCAAUUCGAUCAACAAUUUUGAAGUUUUUUGUGGUAUUUUCGUGAAAAAAAGUUAUAUUUAAAAUGUUAUUCACACCGAUGUCAAAUUCGACGACAGGAUUUCUGUUGCAAACAAUGCUGUAUGUGGCAAAUAUCACCAAGCAUGAUUUAAAUGCACCAAAAACACGCGAAGAUUUUUUAUUAUCACCAAUGGGAGCUGAUUCGGAUCCUGAAGCACCACGUUGCUAUGGUAUCUAUGGUUGUUUUCCAAUCAACGGCCCUUGGGGAGGUGACACUCGGCCAAUUUCGAAUUAUCCCGAAACACCAAUGAAAAUAAAUACAAGAUACGCCGUGUAUACGAAACAUAAUCGACACAUGCCGAAAUAUUUGAGCUUAAAUGAAAGUACCGAAACAAAAUAUAGUGGAAUCAAUCCGAAAGGAAAUAUUUAUGUGAUUGUGCAUGGUUACUUGGAUAGUGGAGAUCGACCAUGGGUGCUUGAGCUGAUGAACGCUCUGCUUGACAGGGAUCGCUCGGGCAUUGCAUCGGUCGUUACAGUCGACUGGAGUGGAGGAGCAUCACCACCAUACACACAAGCUGUUGCCAAUAUUCGACUCGUUGGCGUUAUCACUGCACAUGUUCUGUUUAUGGUUUAUGAACAAUUUAAAAUGAAGAGUAUGGACAAUGUUCACAUGAUUGGUCAUUCCCUCGGAGCACACACCUGUGGCUACACCGGAAGCACAUUGCAAAAGGAUUUCAGUCUUAAUUUGGGAAGAAUUACAGCUCUUGAUCCAGCCGAACCCUUGUUUACUGCCACCGAAUCCAUCGUUCGCUUGGAUCCAAAUGAUGCAAAGUUUGUCGAUGUUAUACACAGUGAUAUUUUGCCGUUUUCAAGAGGAGGUCUCGGCAUGCCAGACCCAGUUGGACAUGUCGAUUUUUAUCCGAAUGGUGGCCAUACUAAUCCCGGCUGUGACAAACCAAUGCAACAUUACAUUUUAUCAUCGGGAAGUUUGAGCGUUGGAUUUCAGCAAUUUUUCAGCUGUAAUCAUGUUCGCAGUCAAGAGUUUUUCCUGGAAAGCAUCCAAACAAACUGUACAUUUACUGGCGUUGCUUGUGAUUCAUACGAUAGUUUUUUGAGUGGCCAGUGUACUUGUAGAGGAACUGAUAAGGGUUUCUGUUUAAGAUUCGGUCUCGAUGCGGCCUUAGACUAUCAACGACUCAUUGGUACAAAUCAAGUGGCAAGUGGACAACCAAUAAAAGCGUAUUUGAUGACUGGACCGCAAAAACCAUUCUGUCGAUCACAUUUCAAAAUGACCAUUUUCAUGUCGGGAACUAUUGAAAGUGUGGGUCAUGGAGAAGAAGUCGGUAUUCUAGCGGUUGAAGUGCAAUCGCUUCAUGGCGAGAAAACUGAACGAAUUCGAUUUUCAAGAGAACCAAUGAGUUUCGAACCAGAAAAAGUGUACAGCUCUGUAAUUCCCGGCCGUGAUGUUGGAAUACCCGAAUCGGUUACUUUAAAUUGGGAAUACCGAACAAAUCCCUUAAAUCCACUCACAUGGCGUAUUGUUGCUCCGCGAGUUUACAUUCAAAACAUUAUUGUUGAAUCUCUUGAACACAAUGCAAGAGUCAUUAUGUGUCCAAUUUAUCAAUCUGAGCCGGUUGUUUCGGGCAAAGCAAGUGAAUUCCGUCACGAAUUUUGUAACUCAUAUCGCAACGAGUGAAAUAAUUUACACAAAAUCUAGCAUAAGAUUUUAAUUUAUAAUUAUCUUUCUACUUACAUUAUCACUCAAUUUUGAGUUCAAGUUCAUUAAAUUGCCAGUUUUUCUAUCGCACGUAAAAAUGAUCACCGAAAAAUCUCAUUCAUGUAAGACAAUUUAUUGAAUUCAUGUAGUUUGUGUAGUUCUAGCACAAAUUUAUGUUAUCAAUUGGUGAUAAGUAACAUUUUUACUUUCGAUUUUUAUUUUGAGUAGAAUAUUUGGCGUGUAUUUAUAAAUAUGUUUGCUUAUUUGUAGUUUGC